UAGCCUUCAAAACAAAUGGACAGAGCUCCAAACCAGUUAAAAUCCCCCUCCUCCGGAGCGGAGCGCAGCAGAGGGCGAGAGGGUCCAGCGCCGCUGUCCGGCUCAAACAUGGCGGGCCGUGGAGGCGACGUGAUGUGUUCGUGGUCCGGGUUCGGCUCUGCCACCGACCUCCCAUCUGUAGCCGUGUCCGAGGAGCAGAAACCGAGGAAGAGAAGGAGAGCUUUCUGCCUGAGCAGGAUGAAGUCCCGCGGCAAACAGCAACAGCCCCAGCCCGCCGCAAACAACAACAACAUGCCGUUCAUGAUGCACUGCCAGCUGGGAAAAGAGAUCAAACACAUCUGCCGCAACUGCCGGGGAGUGGAGCCGCUGGACGCUGAGGAAGUGGAGAGGUUGGCAGCGAUGCGCUCUGAUUCGCUGGUUCCGGGAACACACACGCCUCCCAUUCGGCGGCGGAGCAAAUUUGCCACCCUGGGACGUCUGUUCAAACCCUGGAAAUGGAGGAAGAAGAAGAGUGAAACGUUCAAGCAGACCUCUGCGGUGUUGGAGAGGAAGAUGUCCACUCGCCAGAGCAGAGAGGAGCUCAUCAAGAAAGGAGUGCUGAAGGAGGUUUAUGAGAAAGACGGCUCUUCCCCGGCUGUACGCGAGGAUGCGAAGAUGGAGAACGGGCGAUCUCUGCUGCUCGCCUCCGCCAUGUUGGAGUCUGAAGGCUCUCUGGAGUUCCAGAUGCCAAGUGAGGGCGCGUGUCAACAGGACUACGGGCAAAAAUCCACGGAGAAGUCCACUGUGUAUCCGUCUGACGGCGCUGAAUCAACGCUCUCCAGACCCCCCGCGCUACACAAACAACCUCCUGCGCUGCCACCCAAACCCUUCAACAGGCUACCUAAUCACAUCAUAGACGGUGCCCCGGUGAAGUUGCCGUGUAUGUUGUCGAAGUUGUCUCCUCCUCUACCUCCAAAGAAACUCAUGAUCUCCGUACCUGCAGGGAGCAUGGAGCCCUCUUUGCUCGCCUUCCAGAAGUGCCCCCCUCCCAGCCACGCUCCAAUGGGCGGGCACUCCCUGCAGUACGGGGCGCUACCCCUCCACCCCCCCAGCCGAAUAAUAGAGGAGCUCAACAAGACCCUGGCCCUGACCAUGCAGAGGUUUGAAAGCUCCAUGAUGCACGCCGUUCCCACGGUGAUGAUCGAGUGUGACGACGACAAAGAGAACCUCCCCAACGAGGUGGACUACGAGGACCUGCCUGACGAAGAAGAAGAAGAAGAAGAGGAGCAAGAGGAGGAAGAAGACGACGACGAUGAGGAAGACGAAGAUGAAGAGGAGGAGGAUGAUGAUGAUACAUUGUUUACAAGCGUACUGGCCAUGAAGGUUUUACGAAAGGACUCUCUGGCCAUCAAGCUGAGUAACCGUCCAUCGAAGAGGGAGCUGGAGGACAAAAACAUCCUGCCGAUGCAGUCGGACCAAGAGAGGUUCGAGUCUCGGCAACAAACGGCCACAAAACUGACCAGGCGAUUAAGUCAACGACCGACAGCAGAGGAACUGGAACAGAGGAACAUACUCAAACCUCGAAACGAUCUGGAGGAGCAGGAGGAGAAGAGGGAGAUCAAGAGACAUUUGUCCAAAAAGGUAAGACAGAGUGGAGAUGGACAGAGCGUCUCCACAUCAGUGCACAUGCUUAACCCUUGUGUUGUCUUCGCGUCAACCUUUAAAGGUUUCAUCGGCCAUAAGGUGGACUAG
Perca fluviatilis (European perch) is the source of this 1731-nucleotide messenger RNA. Its product is annotated as phosphatase and actin regulator 1-like. The transcript has 12 exons. Gene Ontology annotation, biological process: stress fiber assembly; cell motility. Gene Ontology annotation, molecular function: actin binding. Lineage: Eukaryota; Metazoa; Chordata; Actinopteri; Perciformes; Percidae. Bases 16 to 1731 code for a protein of 571 amino acids. The record is from RefSeq and is a predicted model, not a curated record.